AUGACAAUCACAGUAUAUGCGGAUGAACUCCUACGUCUAACCGUCGAUGAUAUUGGAGAUGAGCAAUUCUUCGAGAUCAAAGAUCAAGAAAACGAGACUGAGGAACAUGUAGCACAUCUACGAAAACUCGCUGAUGAACGCGACGAAAGGGAUCGGUCGCGGGCGGUGGACGCAGGUGAACUUGGCAGACGACUAGGGUACGAGCGAUCCACCCGUAGGGAUAAUACUGACCGCAAAUACAGGUGUCUUCCUACCGCAGAUUCAUUCAUCCCUUCCUCCCACCGUCACCGCUCACCUUCCAGUUCAUCUCUCGACAGCGAAAGAGAUAAAGCGGGGGCUUGGCAAGAGCAACUGGAAGCCCAUCAUGAACUGGUGGCUGACGGAGGUCGACCGUCUCAUCCUAUAACUCUUGGGUGGGACGUGAUAGAAAACUCCAACAAUUAUGAACAGUACAAGGACAUUAUCUGGUUUUGGCACUGGAAGGGAGGCUAUUACACAGUCUUUUUUACUCAACUCAUGGAGUGGAGGCGAUUCCGAGAAAUGCAAGACAAGAGGCGGAGUUAUUACAUUCCACAAAACAGGUUUCAAGAGUACCAAGACUUGGUCCGUGAGAGCCAAACAGACGCGGGAUGGAAAUACGACCUCCGAGUGCUCGAGGACCGACACCAACAGAACCGACUGGAAGACUGGAAUGAGUUUCGGGCAGUCUACUAUCGGAGGCUCAAACAAUGUGAGAAACGGGUUGCGCCGGCACAUGCGAAUCUACUUGUCAGGGAGAAGGAAUUUGAAGAAACCCAAGCACGACUGACCGAUGUCAUUACUGAUACUCAGGUCCUGUAUAGCCGAUUCAGCGAAAUUCGAGCCUCACAGAAAGAAGUGGCGAAAGCGCAAUCUAGAGUGGAGUCAGCCGAGGAGGCGUUACGAGCAGCAAGACAAAGCAGGUCAAAGACAAAGGCAGAGUUGAUGAGGGUGGCGCACCAGGAAAUCGCUUCUGCGAGGGACAAUUUAAAGCAGGUAUCUGGUACUGAGGAAAUGAGAAGACUCCGUGAUGGGUACGAUCUGCACAUAGCCGACAAGGUCAUGGUCAUAGCAAGGGGUAAGUUGAGAGGAGCGGAGCUCGACGUGAAGAGAUGGAAAGUAUUUCUGAAGUGGGUCGACGACCAGCAUUCAGCCAUCGCUGCCGAAUGCGGGUUGUUCACCAAUAAUGCCCUGGAUGCCGUUCCUCAAACCAUCACACGAAAAGAAGAUCCGCAGAGGCAGAAAGAGCGGCCUCAGCUCCGACAAAGAAAACAAAAACAAAGACGGUCUGUCCUAAGUCCAAAGGCUUCAUCGAAGGUCUCGAAAUCCUUGAAAGCUAGAGUUGGCUCUUCCAGUUUACGUCCAACGAUCACAACACCACUUCACGAAUCUCCCAUGCCGGCGGUUGCUUCAGCUCAGCAAGGAGAUCAUGAUGACAACAGAAAAUCGCGGCUACGGCCAUGCCCAAGUACGUCACCACUCAAGCCCACUCGUCGCAGCGCUCGAAUCGCAGAAAGAAUAAAAGGCCUACAAGAUUCCAAUGCACUAUCUAAAACCGCAAGGAUUAUGGGUGGAGAGGCGCAUGAGCUGUCACAAGUGAAACGACAAAUGGAACAGAAUAUAAAGGCAGCAACGAAGAGUAGUGAGCGCCUCAAAGGCAGGCAUCCAUCGAAACCGCAAGGCGUGUCAAAGCGAAGGGGCCCUCCUCGAUGA
Molecule: messenger RNA, 1731 nt
Organism: Exophiala oligosperma
Lineage: Eukaryota; Fungi; Ascomycota; Eurotiomycetes; Chaetothyriales; Herpotrichiellaceae
Exons: 2
Coding region: 1-1731 (576 amino acids)
Source: RefSeq, a predicted model, not a curated record